Theobroma cacao (cacao) is the source of this 1005-nucleotide messenger RNA. The record is from RefSeq and is a predicted model, not a curated record. NCBI's taxonomy places the organism in Eukaryota, Viridiplantae, Streptophyta, Magnoliopsida, Malvales, Malvaceae.
AAAUGGCUACGGAUAGCUUUGUAUGUACUCUUUGUGCUUUCUGACCAGGCAGUUGGUACAAUGUUGGGAAGGCUGUACUUUGACAAAGGAGGAAAGAGCCAAUGGAUGGCAACACUAAUGCAACCGGUAGGCUUCCCAGUUCUCAUUCUUUACUAUUGCUUCUCACCACUCAAAAAUUCAACCGCAACCAGUCCUAACACAAGAAAACCACCCACCAUGAUUCUUGUUUCAGUUUAUAUGUCCCUUGGCCUACUUGUAGCAGCAUACUGCUUUCUUUACUCGACCGGAUUGCGGUACCUUCCUGUGUCUACAUAUUCCCUCAUUUGUGCAUCCCAGUUAGCUUUCAACGCUUUAUUCUCCUAUUUCCUCAAUCCCCAAAAUUUCACUCCUUUCAUAGUCAAUUCUCUGAUCCUUCUCACCAUCUCCUCCAUCCUCCUUGCGUCUCACGAUGCCUCUUCAACUCCCCGGGGAGUCUCAAGAGGACAGUAUGUGAUCGGAUUCAUAUGCACUGUUGGUGCAUCUGCUGGGAACGGAUUCGUGCUCUCUUUAACUCAGCUCUGCUUUCGGAAGCUUAUAAAAAGGGAUACAUUUGCAGUAGUCAUGGAUAUGAUAAUCUACCAGUCACUAGUAGCAACAAGUGCAAUCCUGGUGGGACUUUUUGCUAGUGGAGAAUGGAAAGGUGUAAAGGGAGAAAUGGAAGAAUAUGAACUUGGAAAGAUAUCAUAUGUCAUGAAUUUAGUAUGGAUAUCUAUAUCAUGGCAGGGUUUUGCCGUUGGAGUCACAGGACUGAUUUUUGAGGUUUCUUCUCAUUUUGGCAAUGCCGUAAGUGCUCUCGGGUUGCCUGUGGUUCCAAUUCUAGCGGUUAUCUUCUUUGGUGACAGAAUGGAUUGUAUAAAGGUAGUCGCCAUGGUGUUGGCUAUUUGGGGCUUUCUUUCAUACGCCUACCAGCAUUACGUUGAUGACCAUGAGUCUAAUAACACGUUUGGUUUACGGAAUAAAUAAGAA